Messenger RNA from Telopea speciosissima, 1893 nucleotides. RefSeq lists its product as uncharacterized. Lineage: Eukaryota; Viridiplantae; Streptophyta; Magnoliopsida; Proteales; Proteaceae. The transcript is spliced from 5 exons. The coding region runs from base 1 to 1893 and encodes 630 amino acids. The record is from RefSeq and is a predicted model, not a curated record.
AUGGCCCAAAAAUUAACGGAAACCAUUGAGUCACAGUUAACUGAUGAUGUGAACAAGAUGGAUUUAUUCAAUGUUUAUUGCUAUUAUGAUGGGAAUGUUUCACAUAAAGUAGUUGACAGAGAUAGACUGUAUGUCUUCAAUGUGCAAGAGAGUAAGACUGACCAAACAAGCCAAUCUUAUAAGAUUAAUGGAUUUGAACGUGAGGUGAUUGGUAGGACCACUAAUACAAGAAGACAAAGAAAUGUAGUUGGUGAACCUACAUUGCUAAGACACCAAAUUGCUACUGCUCCUAGUAGUAGUAGAAUACCAAAGAAGACUAUCAAAAGGGGGGGUGUUACAGGCCUUGGUAUAUCAAGUAGGACACCUUCCAGUCUUGAAGGAUCUAAUGAGUUUGAACCUGUGGAGUUGAAUGAAUCAGAUGAUGAUGAUAAUUGGCAACUUAGUGAGGAUGAGCUGGAUAGAGAAAGUGGUAGAAGCUCAGAUUCUUCAGAUGAUGGUGAAGAUGAAUCUGAAGAAGUAGAGGGUGAGGUGUUUACAUACAAAGUUGGUCAACAUGGUGUAGGGGCAGACUCAGAUUAUAUUCCUGAGGAAGAAAAAGAUGAAGAUGAGUCAGAUAGGGAUGGUAUUUCAGAUUAUGAUUCUAAGGAGUACCAUUCACAAUUCUCCCAAAAAAGUGGUGUGAAUGAUAGGGGAAUAUUGGAGUUGGCUGUAGGGAUGACUUUUAAUUGUGUGCAACAAUAUAGAACUCACUUAAAGAAUUAUGCAAUUCAAGAGGGGUUUGAAAUUUAUAGGCAAAAAAAUGAGAGGACUAGAGUAAAUGUGGUUUGUGCAAAUGAUGGUUGCCCUUGGAGGAUACAUGCUUCUCUUGCAAAUGAUGGCAAGACUUUCAUUGUCAGAACGUAUGCAGACAAACAUACUUGUAGUGGAAGAAAGACAAAAUUGGCAGCAGUUAACUCAAGAUGGAUAGCAGCUAAACUUGGUCCCCACAUCAGGGCAGAUCCUAAUAUGCCCAUUAAAAGCAUGGCAGCAAUGAUAAAGGUACAAUAUGGACUACAACCAAGCAAGCAACAAUUGUAUAGGGCAAGAACGAUUGCCAAAGAAGAGAUUGAAGGCAAUCAUGCUAGAUCAUUUGCACAGUUGCCAACUUAUCUUGAUUUGAUUGAUGAGUAUAACCCUGGAGCAGUACUGAAGAUUCAAAUGGAGGAUAGACUGGAUAUGAAUCAGAAUCCUAUGUUUAAGAGGAUGUUUGUGUGGUUUAAAACAUUUGCAUUUGGAAUAGUAGAGGCUGAGAGAAAAGACAAUUGGAUGUGGUUCCUUGAUUGCUUAAGCAUUGCUCUACAAAUAGAGACAGACUUUAUACCCCACUUGACCUUUAUGUCUGACAAACAGAAGGGUCUAAUUGAUUCAAUUCAACAACAAUUCCCUCGAUGUAAUCAGAGACAUUGUUGUAGGCAUUUAUAUGCCAACUUUAGGGGUGUUUAUCCUGGAGCAAUGUUGAGGACUGCCUUCUGGACUGCUGCCAAAGCAUCAACUGUUGCUGAUUUCCAGAAAGCUAUGGGGGAGCUGAAAGCUAUAAAUGUAGAAGCUCAUGAAUGGUUGAUGAGAAACCCACCUGCUAACUGGUCAAGACAUGCCUUUGAUCAUGGUGCCAAGAGUGACCAUGUGACUAACAACAUGGCCGAAUCAUUCAACCAGUGGAUUGCACCUUAUAGAGACAAGCCAAUUGUGAACUUGAUUGACCAAAUUAGGGUGCAAUUGAUGACAAGGUUUCAUCAGAGGUAUGCUAAUGGUUGCACUUUCAUGGGUACAAUCACACCAGCUAUUAAGAAGAGAUUGCUUGCUAUUGUCUGUAUGAGUUUGAAGUCAAUGAUGGACAUCAAGUGGUUGUGGUGA